AUGACCAUGCCUCAGCCAGCUGGUCCUCAACCUAUAUCUUUCCCACAGUAUUUAUGGAGAAAAUGUAAAUCUCAACCUGUGAUACCUAUAGGUAUGGUAGCUACCGUCGGAGCGUUAGUGGGCGCAGCGUACUCCAUGAGAACGGGUAAUAGAAGAUCUAUGAAUUAUUAUCUUCGUGCAAGAGUAGCACUUCAAGGUCUCACUGUAGUAGCUAUGAUCUUAUACGGUAGUGUGGCCAUUACGCUCCCUUCACCUGAACAAAUUCCCAUACGACUCAAACCUGACGAAGAAUCCGAAUGGUAUCAAUCCAUGCGAGACCUUCGAACGAUUCGUGAACAACAUAAAAUAGCCAAAGGUGAAGUGGAUGAAGUUCCAGAAAGAAGGAGUGAACAGGAUUUGGCUGCUUAUCCUUUAAGAAAAGAAGAUCGUGUCAAGGCCAGUGAAUUCGCUCAGAGAUUGAAAGAGGCGGAGAGGUUGCAAAAGGUUGAUGAUGAGGCUAAAGAGAAAUGA
Molecule: messenger RNA, 510 nt
Organism: Tremella mesenterica DSM 1558
Lineage: Eukaryota; Fungi; Basidiomycota; Tremellomycetes; Tremellales; Tremellaceae
Exons: 4
Coding region: 1-510 (169 amino acids)
Biological process (GO): mitochondrial respirasome assembly
Cellular component (GO): mitochondrion
Source: RefSeq, a predicted model, not a curated record